Molecule: messenger RNA, 3526 nt
Organism: Procambarus clarkii (red swamp crayfish)
Lineage: Eukaryota; Metazoa; Arthropoda; Malacostraca; Decapoda; Cambaridae
Source: RefSeq, a predicted model, not a curated record
AAGAGAAAUGUAGUAAAGUUAAGAUGCAGAAGCUGAACGUGGUCGUGCCACGCACAACGGGGGAGGUCAUGCCACGCACAACGGGGGAGGUCGUGCCACGCACAACGGGGGAGGUCGUGCCACGCACAACGGGGGAGGUCGUGCCACGCACAACGGGGGAGGUCGUGCCACGCACAACGGGGAAGGUCGUGCCACGCACAACGGGGGAGGUCGUGCCACGCACAACGGGGGAGGUCGUGCCACACACAACGGGGGAGGUCGUGCCACGCACAACGGGGGAGGUCGUGCCACGCACAACGGGGGAGGUCGUGCCACGCACAACGGGGGAGGUCGUGCCACGCACAACGGGGGAGGUCGUGCCACGCACAACGGGGGAGGUCGUGCCACGCACAACGGGGGAGGUCGUGCCACGCACAACGGGGGAGGUCGUGCCACGCACAACGGGGGAGGUCGUGCCACGCACAACGGGGGAGGUCGUGCCACGCACAACGAAGGAGGUCGUGCCACGCACAACGGGGGAGGUCAUGCCACGCACAACGGGGGAGGUCGUGCCACGCACAACGGGGGAGGUCGUGCCACGCACAACGGGGGAGGUCGUGCCACGCACAACGGGGAGGUCGUGCCACGCACAACGGGGAGGUCGUGCCACGCACAACGGGGGGGUCGUGCCACGCACAACGGGGGGGGUCGUGCCACGCACAACGGGGGGGGUCGUGCCACGCACAACGGGGGGGUCGUGCCACGCACAACGGGGGGUCGUGCCACGCACAACGGGGGGUCGUGCCACGCACAACGGGGAGGUCGUGCCACGCACAACGGGGAGGUCGUGCCACGCACAACGGGGAGGUCGUGCCACGCACAACGGGGAGGUCGUGCCACGCACAACGGGGAGGUCGUGCCACGCACAACGGGGGGGUCGUGCCACGCACAACGGGGGGGUCGUGCCACGCACAACGGGGGGUCGUGCCACGCACAACGGGGAGGUCGUGCCACGCACAACGGGGAGGUCGUGCCACGCACAACGGGGAGGUCGUGCCACGCACAACGGGGAGGUCGUGCCACGCACAACGGGGAGGUCGUGCCACGCACAACAGGGGGGUCGUGCCACGCACAACGGGGGGUCGUGCCACGCACAACGGGGGGGUCAUGCCACGCACAACGGGGAGGUCGUCCCAAGCACAACGGGGAGGUCGUGCCACGCACAACGGGGAGGUCGUGCCACGCACAACGUGGGGGGUCAUGCCACGCACAACGGAGGAUCGUGCCACGCACAACGGGGAGGUCGUGCCACGCACAACGUGGGGGUCAUGCCACGCACAACGGAGGGUCGUGCCACGCACAACGGGGGGGUCAUGCCACGCACAACGGGGAGGUCGUGCCACGCACAACGGGGAGGUCGUGCCACGCACAACGGGGAGGUCGUGCCACACACAACGGGGAGGUCGUGUCACGCACAACGUGCCAAAUAUAAUCAUUUAAAUAGUCUAAACAAGGCAAUUCCAGUUAUAAUUAAUAACAUCGUUUUAGGAUAAUAUUCGUUAGCGGGUGACGAUUGUGGUUUUCUCGAUGCUGCAGAUUUAAUUUUUGCUUCGAUGAACUACAAUUUUUGUUGAGACUCUUUGAGAGUUGCUGUGAGUCUAGCUGUCUCUUGCUGACCCCGCUCCGUAAUGUGAACCUUGUGUUACUGACACGCGUCUUCAAGCUUCAGACACUGUUCACCAAUAGUCUCUAACAACCUGAUGUCCUUUUUAAGCGCUUCCAUUUCUUCUUGUUUCCGUUCAUUAUCGAGUUAACAGGCAAGUGUUCGUGUCUGAAUUGCACUUAAGGUGACCUCGGCCUGGUGAAGUGAUUGUCUCACGUGCCUCAGCUCUGAAUUAAGAAGUCCCUCUUCUAUUUUAUGAGAUGUUUUCGUACGCAACAUAUCAGCAGAUAUACUUGUAUAUCUUGACCAGAUUUCCUUCUUUUCACUCUAGCACUUAAUUUCUCUCACUUAAUACUCUUUUAUCAAUUUAUCUUUUAUCAACAUUUGUUUGUAAACAAAUUUAUAUUAUUUAUUCUUGCGGUUAUAUUAGUCUUUCCAAUAGUCACUUAAAUUCAAAGCGUUUCUAAACUCGGUUUCGACAGAGUUGUGUUUUUGUUUGACACCUUCGAGCUCUGAGUGGAGAAGUGCGUGUUCCUCAUGUUUUUGUUAGAGUUGAGCUUCAACAGCGUCGCACGUGUUAAUCACGUGAUCUUUGUGCUCUACACCUUCCCUCUUCAUUAAUGCUUCUCCUUGCGAGUGAUCUUCGCUCUCAUCCUCACCAACAGUUUCCAUAUCAUUACUACUGCGUUUGGAGAGUGAAUGUGAAGCUUAUAGUUGCUCACGAAGCUGGGCGUUCUCUGUCUCUUUGGCAGCGACGGUUUUUCUCAAUCUUGCAAUAUUCCGGCGGAGAAUUAGGUUUUCAUUCGUCACCUCAUUGUGCAACUCAUGCUUUUCGUCUGCGAUACUUCUCAUGUCUUCUAAAUCAACGAUAAGUUUCUGGUGCUUGUUAUGCAGCCUUUUGUGCUGCUUUUGCUUCUCCUCGACAAUUUGUCUCAUAUUUUCCACAUGAGCAAUAAGCUCAUGGUGCUCCUUGUGCAGUUGCUCGUGUUGCUUGUGUUUCUCCUCAAGCUCACCUUUAACAUGGGUAAAUUAUUGAUGGGCGUGGUCUCUCUAACUGACCAUAGCAGUCAGCUCGUUCUUCCCGCGUUCAUGUAACGCAUAAUAGUUACGAUACAGAUCCCUGUAUUACGCCCUGAGGCCCUCUACUUAGUCUUUACAUUUCCCUUCCUCCGAUUGCGCUUGUAGUAAAUCUUUGUACAAUUUAUUUGCCCUAAUAUUGGCAGAUUCAAUUUUUGCCUUGAGUGGCAUGUAGAUAUUUUUACUCGUCUCGCGAAAGCGUGCGCAGCUGUCGAAAUGCUUCUGAAGGUCUUUAAGCUCUGCCUGGAGCGCACCGAUGUCUUUGCUUUCAUGUUCCUGCAGUGUGGUUCUACAUUUUUGGAACUCCCAAUAGUAAUAGUCACGAUCGUCUUGCAGGUCCUCCACCUUCGAGGUCAUCUCCGCAGUAUUGUCUCGUAGUUCCUCAUACUUUUUCACCAACUUUGCAUUUUCCUUCAUUUUUUUCUACGUAAUUAUUUUCUAAUUUUUUAAUUUUUAUUUUAUUUGGUCAUUUUCUGACGAAAAUUUUUCUAUGGUUUCGGACGAUAAAUUGAGAUGACGUUUUGUGUCAUCGUUGGAUUCAGUGAGAGUCGUUAAGGCCAGUUAAUGACCUGACACCUCCUGACCAUGGUCCUUGUUAAGACCUGACACCUCCUGACCAUGGUCCCGGUGAACACCUGACACCUCCUGACCAUGGUCCCUGUGAACACCUGACACCUCCUGACCAUGGUCCCUGUGAACACCUGACACCUCCUGACCAUGGUCCCUGUGAACACCUGACACCUCCUGACCAUGGUCCCUGUGAACACCUGACACCUCCUGACCAUGGUCCCUGUGAACACCUGACAC